Messenger RNA from Spinacia oleracea (spinach), 657 nucleotides. RefSeq lists its product as uncharacterized. Bases 188 to 490 code for a protein of 100 amino acids. Lineage: Eukaryota; Viridiplantae; Streptophyta; Magnoliopsida; Caryophyllales; Amaranthaceae. The transcript is spliced from 2 exons. The record is from RefSeq and is a predicted model, not a curated record.
CUAAAAAUAAAAAGUUAGACAAAAAUAGCAACAAUACAAUACAAAGAAUCCUAAAUCUACGGCUUGAAGAUUCUGGGUGUAAUUCAGUGCAGUUGCACAAUCAAUCAUCAUUCAUUUUACAGCCCAGGAGAGAGAAACUGAGAUACUCCCCUAAAAGGCUAAAUACAGUUUUAGGCAGAGACUGAAUAUGAGUCUCGCCUGUCUUGUGUGUCACGGAGUAGAAAGCCCGUCACAUUCAUUCAGAAGCUACUCCGUGUCUAGUUCAGACAACGACGGGAGAUGUUCGGCGAUGGUUAACUGCUUGAGUGGGACCCUCUCAUUCCCUCCACCUAGGCGGAACUCAGUCGCCUCGUCAUCAAAAGUGACCCCACAGCCGGAUUUAUCAAGCCGUGUUGAUAUUUCAGGUCCACCACGAUUAGUUAGAAGCCGUGCUGUUAGAAGGGAUCAAGUCAGAGACUGGAACUUCGAGGUUAUUGAGCUAGAACAGUAGUUUAGUUGAUAUAAUAUGAACCUAGAGAAUAAAUAGACUGCUUCUCUUGGUAAUGUUUAGAUAUAGUUAGAAACCUUGGUCUUCCACCCUUCUUUCUUUCUUCUAUUGGUAAUGUCAACAUUAUUUUUCCAAGUUAGAGCAAUGUUUAUCUUUUUUUCUUUUGAGGA